Messenger RNA from Drosophila arizonae, 886 nucleotides. It is a transcript of the gene Jhbp13, whose product is annotated as Juvenile hormone binding protein 13. Gene Ontology annotation, biological process: multicellular organismal reproductive process. The record is from RefSeq and is a predicted model, not a curated record. NCBI's taxonomy places the organism in Eukaryota, Metazoa, Arthropoda, Insecta, Diptera, Drosophilidae.
UCCGACUCAGUUUCUGACGGAUCAUGCUAACAGAAGGUUGAUCACUUAAGUAAAUCCCAAGGAAUAUUGCCAGCAUAUCAAUUGGAACAGCAUGCAAUAUAUUGCGCUAUUGGCGAUUUGCCUUUUGGCUAAUGCACCUCGUGCCGUGCUCGCGGCGUCAAAGUAUAUAACGGACGAGGACUUGGCCAAGUGUCCCAAGGAUGCCGCGCAGGUGGGAGAUUGUAUCAAGAUCCUUAUGAAUGAGCUGAUACCACGCAUGCGACUUGGUGAUCCCGAGCUGAACAUUGAGCCCUACGAUCCUCUAGUCAUAAAUCGCCUAAGUUUCCUGUACUCAACUGGACCGAUCGAUGGUAAGAUUUCGGUUAAAAAUGUUAAGAUCUACGGCUUCGCCGAGCAAAAGGUCGACAAAGUGAAUAUUAAAGUCAAUGGGGAUAAGGUCAAGGUGCGAGUUCUCUCGAAUAUGAAAGAGAUAAAUAUGCUUGGCGAAUACAAGGGGGAAUUGAAUGUGAACUCGCUACAGCUGAAGCCCAAGGGUUUCUUCAAUGUAACACUUUUUGAUACAGCGUUUCGAGUGAUCGCGAAUGGCGACAUUUACACCAAGGAUGAUUUUCGAUACUUGCAUCUCAAUGAUAUCGAAAUAGAGCCAAAAAUUCGUGAUUUAAUCGUUAAAGCCAAUGGCAUCUUUCCGGAUCCUGAAUUGGACGAGCUAGCCGUGAAUAUAGCCAAUAGCUACUGGCGGGAUAUCUAUGCCAUUGUUCUGCCAGAGACACGACCAGCGUGGGCUCCUGUUGUGCUUCGCCAGAUCAAUCAGGCCCUGCUGCACGUGCCCAUCGACCAGUUCAUCCAGCCAUCCCAAUGAGAUUCGAGCCUUAGAGCACUUGUAUGU